This is a messenger RNA of Trichogramma pretiosum, 4273 nucleotides long. RefSeq lists its product as uncharacterized. The transcript has 3 exons. The coding region runs from base 346 to 3507 and encodes 1053 amino acids. Gene Ontology annotation, molecular function: cysteine-type endopeptidase inhibitor activity; cysteine-type endopeptidase activity. Gene Ontology annotation, cellular component: lysosome. The record is from RefSeq and is a predicted model, not a curated record. Lineage: Eukaryota; Metazoa; Arthropoda; Insecta; Hymenoptera; Trichogrammatidae.
AGCGACAGCGUCCGUGUGCCGUGCGCGAGGCGCAUUUAUUCGUCCGCGGCAACUGCUCCAGGCAGUCGCAGCUCAAACGUCAAAGCGUCGAGAGCUCUCUCCGUGCACAGCUCAACUCGCGUGCGCAGAAAAAGCUUUUUUAGCUAGUCGUCCUAUCUGUUUACAGUAAGUCACGACAACGGUGUAAUAUACGGGCUGCGGAUUGUUUAGAUACGCGAUAGGCCAUUGCAUCGAGUCGCUGCAGCCAAGAAUAGUCAUCCUCGUUCGGAGCAACCAUACAACGAGCAUAUAGUACUGAGCUUAUAGCUCGUGCUCGUCGGUGUUGUCGUCGUCCAGCGCGAUAACAUGGCAGCAGCCAUGAGCUGCUGGCGCGGCGGACCGCUGCUGAUGAGUGCGCUGCUCUUGGCGGCCGUUUCCUCGCAAUACUGGCCAGUCUUUGGCACGGCGGCGGAAAAUCUGAGCCUCGACCAGGUCGACGGUCUGCUGGUCCAGAGCGCGCUGGGCUAUCUCAGAGACAAGCAGCCCUACUACAAAGCCGAGCUCGUCUCGGCGCAACGAUCGGAAUGGCCGCCGUUCGUCAUUUAUCGGCUGACUCUUCUCGUCUAUCCGAGCUGCAAGGCCACGGACGAGUUCUGCGCCGUCUCCGAGUGCAGCCUCGAUGUGCGCCAACGCGAGCACGAGCCCGGCGUCAUCGACAUAAUGCGCGAGUCGGUGCACUGCCGGCCGGUUCGAGCCGACUCCAAGAGCCCCCCCGCUGCCGAGUCGGUCAUCGCCGAGCUCGAGAAGCAGAUCAGGACGACGAACGAGCCGAGCUUCGACAAGGAGGUGCACGAGCACUCGGAGCAGGACAGGCCCUUCGUCGCGGUCCGGGCCAAUCAGUCGCACUACUGUCCGGGCUGCCCGUACGAGCUGAACCCCACGCUGCCGGGCUUGUUGGCCUUCGGCCAGCAGGCCAUGCGAGCCAUGGACGAGACCGGCCAGAGCGACUUCAAGCACAAGGUCGUGGCCAUCAUGAAGGUGACGAGGGCCGUGCCGCCGGGCUCGAACGUCGUCAGGUACCAGCUGCUCAUGGACAUCGGCGAGUCCAGCUGCCUCAAGAACUCCCACAUCGAGAUAUCCGAGUGCAAUCUGCAGUCGAAUCUGCCGGUGCGAUCGUGUCUGGUCACCUACGAGGAGCAGCCCACCGUGAAGAAUAGCCGAAAGAUCACCGCUAACAAUUGCACCGAUCAGCUGCUCAACAACGACAACGAGAUCAACGCCGACGUGCACCUGAGCUCGUCCGCCUCGCCGGCGGCCGUCACCCCGACGAGCAACCCGGUCGACGACGAGACUCAGGCCAAGACCGAGUACUACGAUCAGAUAGCCCAGGAAGCCCAGGAGGUCUUCCACAUGGACCUGUCGAGCAAGGACGUCGAGGCCGCUCACAGCAAGAUCUUGCUGGAUCGCCAGAGCAGCGACGACCAAGAGACCGCCAAGUUCUCCGACAAGGUCAAGGAGUUCGACGAGUUCCUCAAGGACUUCGACGUGGCCAUCAAUCCCGAGGCGUCGAGCACCAGCACCGUCGCCUACUCCGGAGAACCCGUGACCGAGCCCGCCAUCGUCAAGGAGCAGGUGCCCGAGGAGGAGCCCAAGCUCGUGGCGGACGAGAAGCAACCCCUGGUCGAGAACAUCCGAAGCAAGCGAUCGACCAAGAGCUUGUUGGAGAACAACAAGCCGUUGCUGAGAAAAUUAGCCACGAAGGCCAUCCAACAGAUCGACGAGCUCGACGAGGACAAUCUGAAGAAGCGCCUGAUCGACGUGACUUCCACCGAAAGAGAGAGAAAGGACCACGCGAUCGUCUACUACUUGACGCUGGAGGUCGCGCCGACGGACUGCUUCGAGAACGACGAGUCGACCGAGUGUCUGGACGAGGUGACCUUCGGUGGGCGGCAGUCGUGCAAGGUGAGCUUGGCCACCGACGAGAAGAGACCGCUCGAGUCGCCCAAACUGCUCAACUACGAGUGCAAAAUCGUCGAGAAACCCGAGACGGAAAGGUUCAAGAGACAGACUCUGGGGGCACCGCAGACUCACAGUCCGGACGAUCCGGAGGUCCAGAGGUUCGCUCACUUGGGUCUGACGCACCUGUCUCAGAAGCUCGAGAGCGACUUCGAGCCGAUGCUGGUCAAAGUCAAGGACGUCACCGUCCAAGUGGUCUCGGGACUCAAGUACAAGAUCCGCGCGGACAUCGGAAGCAGCACCUGUCGCAAGGGCGAGAAAACCGGCUGCCAAUUGGAAGCCAGCAAAGAAGUCAAGGAGUGCCUGAUGGAGAUCUGGUCCCAGCCUUGGCUGGACAAGGGUAAUCCCAAGAUAAUCAGCGUCACCUGCGAACCGUCCAAACGCAGGAGGAGGCGGCGAUCGCUCAAGGGCCAGAACUACAGCGAGAAGAUGAAGCAGCAGUACAAAAAGUGGAAGGAGGAGGAGAAGAAGGAGAAGCAAGCCGAAGCGUCGAGCGUCGUCGAGAAGAGCAGAAAGAGGCGAUCCCUGAGGGGCCAGCACUACAGCGAGCAGAUGCUCAUGCAGUCGAGGCAGUUGAAGGAGGAGCGACUGUUCAGCGAGUUCGUGAGCAAGUACAACAAGACGUACGAGACGGAGAACGAGAAGGACAGGCGCUUCGAGAUCUUCCGCAAGAAUCUCGACGUUAUCGAGGAGCUGCAGCGCAACGAGCAGGGCACGGGCCGCUACGGCGUCACCCGAUUCGCCGACCUGACCAAGGACGAGUUCCGCAGCCGCUACCUGGGCCUGAAUCCGGCGCUGCGCUCCGAGAACGACAUCCCGCUGCCCAAGGCCGAGAUCCCGGACAUCGAGCUGCCCAAGGAGUUCGACUGGAGGCAGCGCAACGCCGUGACCCCGGUGAAGAAUCAGGGCCAGUGCGGCUCGUGCUGGGCGUUCUCGGUGACGGGCAACGUCGAGGGCCAGUACGCCAUCAAGCACGGCCAGCUGCUGUCGCUCAGCGAGCAGGAGCUCGUCGACUGCGACCAGCUCGACGACGGCUGCAACGGGGGUCUGCCCGAUCAGGCCUACCGGGCCAUCGAGGAGCUGGGCGGCCUCGAGCUCGAGUCCGACUAUCCGUACGACGCGCAGGACGAGAAGUGCCACUUCAACAAGAACAAAGUCCGGGUGAGCGUCGUGUCGGGCCUCAACAUCACCAGCAACGAGACGCAGAUGGCCCAGUGGCUCGUCCAGAACGGCCCCAUGUCCAUCGGCAUCAACGCCAACGCCAUGCAGUUCUACUUCGGCGGAGUCUCGCAUCCCUAUCACUUCCUCUGCAGUCCCGACAAUCUCGAUCACGGAGUCCUGAUCGUUGGUUACGGAAUCAAGACCUACCCGAUUUUCAAGAAAACCAUGCCCUACUGGCUGAUUAAGAACAGCUGGGGCGAGCACUGGGGCGAGCAAGGAUAUUACCGGGUGUACCGAGGCGACGGAACCUGCGGCGUCAACAAGAUGGUCACGAGCGCCGUCAUUGCUUAAGGACAAACGCUUAUACAAGCCGGCAGGAUAAACGAUUUUCUUUGUUAUUACGGAAGCGUUGAUUGUGUAUAAAAGCGAUGAGGAGACAAGUUGACAAUUUUAAGAAAGUUUUCAUAUCGAUUAUUAAUACUGUGUAGCUCGUAAGAAAAAAACGAAACAAAACGAUGUUAAUUAUCAGCGAAAGUAAUAACGGCAUAUAAAAAAGGUAACGUUUUUCGAAACAAAAAAAAAGUAGAGCCGACGAUAUCAGUCAAUUGUGCAAGUGUCAAAACCAAAAAAAUAUCCUUCGUUAAAAAGCAUAAUACGAAUAAUAUCCUCUACGACGUAACAUAUAUUAUUAUAUCAUACAAUUAUACAUGACGCAGAAAUUUUAUGUAAUUUUUUGCCCCGAUACUUUUGUUAUUAAUUUUUACGUUAAUUCUAUCAGCGUAUUAGGGUCUUAGGAUUAACAUUUACCUAGAGAGUUUAUGACAUUAAUAAUUAUUUUUGUAAUUUUCAGAAGACAAAAAUUGUAUAGAUUUAAUAAUUGCUCAACAUUGAUUUUGCAAUAUUAUAUAAUAAUAUUAUGAAAAUAAUAGCAAUGUGCCAAAACUCGAGAUGGGCUCAUUUAAUAUACUCGCGCGUGCAUUUAACAACUGAAAUUACGGACUUUUUUCACGACGAUUAUUUUGUAUUUUAUAAUAGUGAUUUCGUUCGAACUCAGCAGUUCGAAACGACACGUUAUAAAGAAAUAAAAAAAAAACUCAGCAAAAAAAAAAAAAAUGGA